AUGGCCGAGUCUUCUCUUGUUCUUGUCAUAACAAAGAUUGGCGCGGCUGCGGCACUACAGGCUAGUUCAAUUCUUGCAAACAGAGCAGAUGCUGUGGUAGCAAUCCCAAAUGACAUGAUACUGAUAAGAAAUGAACUGGAGCUUAUGCACGCAUUUCUUAUGGAUAAUCACAGGACAGGUGUGUCAGAUCAAGUCACUGAAACUUGGAUUGGUCAAGUCCGUAGAUUGGCACAUAACAUGGAAGACAUUGUGGAUCAGUUUAUCUAUGUUGUAGGCACACAUCAUCAGCAAGAAUCGUCAUGGUUGGGUUGUGUGAAGAAAGUAGUCAAGAAACCUCAAUCUCUAUUAACUCUAGAUGAGAUUGCCAUUAAAAUUCAGAAUAUAAAUCGAGAACUUCAACGACUUAAGCUAAGUAAGGACUGGACUCAACCAAUAUCAGGUGUGAGUGAUUUUCCUGCAAAACACUAUGACCUCCAGCAUCAAGCAUACCUUCCUGGUCAUGAUUUCUCGAUUGCUGCUGAUGAGCUUGUAGGGUUAGAAAAGAACAAAGAAAGCUUGAUCAGGUCCUUGCAUAUGGAAGAUUGCUCCAAGCUGCGGAUGAUUUCUGUCUGGGGUAUGGGUGGUAUUGGAAAAAGCACCCUUGUCACAAAUGUGUACAGGGAGGAAGCAACAAGCUUCGAAUGCCAUGCAUGGAUUUCUGUGUCCCAGUCAUUUGAAUUGGUUGACAUCUGGAAACAAAUGUUGAAAAAAAUUAAUGUUCAAGACAAGCCAGAGUAUGAUUUUGAACAUAUGAGUAGCGAAGAGCUUCAAGUGAAAGUGAAGGAAAUCCUUCACAAAAAGAGAUAUUUGAUCAUAUUGGAUGAUGUAUGGACAUCCAUAGAUCUAAUGAAAAUUAAAGAGGUUCUUGUUGAUGAUUGCAUGGGAAGCAGGAUAAUCACCACAAGCAGAAGUGAGGAAGUUGCUGCGAUAGCGGAUGAUGGUUGUACUUUAAGAGUAGAGCCAUUAGAUCACCAUGAUUCAUGGCGGCUAUUUUGUAGGAAGGCAUUUCCAAAAACUGAAAAUCACAUGUGCCCUCCAGAGUUACAUCUGUAUGGUGAAAGAAUAGUGAACAAAUGUGAUGGUCUACCGCUUGCUCUUGUAUCAAUAGGGAGCAUAUUGUCCCUUAGAACAAAAAAUAUUGUAGAAUGGAAGCUGUUUGAGGAUCAUCUUAUUUGGGAGCUGCACCAUAAUGAGAACCUCAACCAUGUGGAGAAGAUUCUGAAUUUAAGCUACAAGUAUCUUCCCAACUAUUUGAAGAGUUGUUUCUUGUAUUGUGCUAUAUUCCCAGAAGACUAUGCUAUUGAUGCAGAUUAUUUGAUUAAAUUAUGGAUCUCUGAAGGGUUUAUUGAACAAAGAGGGACUUGCAGCUUAGAAGUUGUUGCUGAAGGUUAUCUUGAAGAACUCAUUAGACGAAACAUGCUUCAUGUUUCAGCAAGGAACAGCUUUGGCAAGAUUAAGUUUCUUGAAAUGCACGAUCUUGUGCGAGAGCUAGCAAUAUUCUGCUCCAAAAAGGAGAAUUUCAGCAUAAUUUAUGAUUCCAGCCAUAGAGUGGUACCGGCAGGAUUGAUUUCUCGUCGAAUUGGGGUGCACAAGUGCAAUGAGGACCUCACAACAAGAAUAGAUGUAUCAAAGGCUCGGACCAUACUUUGUUUUGACUCUACAAUGCCAUCAGCUCUUUGGUCCACUGUUCUAGAACAUUGCAAGUAUAUUGCCGUGUUGGACUUAUCAUACAUUGCAAUUGAGGUUAUCCCACAUUCGGUUGGUGAGCUAUUUAACCUCAAGUUUUUGAACUUAGAUGUGACCCCAGUGAAGGAACUACCCAAAUCAAUUAGGAAUCUUAACAAGCUUGAGACAUUGAGUCUGGAAGAUACAAACUGUUUGGUAUUACCACAUGGGGCUACAAAGCUUAAAAAAUUGAGACAUUUUAAUAUGUGGAAAAAUCUGCGUGACUCAGAGUUGACUUUCAAGACUUAUGAAUCCACUGAACCGUUUGAGGGUUUGUGGUUUCUGAAGGAACUUAAGACACUGCAUUCAGUUAGAGCUAGCAAAGUUCUUGUUGAAAAAAUAGGGAACUUGUCUCAGCUUUGCAGCCUUAUGAUUAAUGAGGUAAAAACAAUCCAUUGUGCACAACUCUGCAGCUCUUUAUCAAAGAUGGUCCAACUCCAGAGUUUGACAAUAAGAGCCAUUGAUGAGAAUGAGGUGCUCCAACUUGAAGCAUUGACACUGUCAAACCCUCUUCAAACGCUUUGUUUGGAAGGGAAACUGUCAGAAGGAACCCUGAAAUCUCCGUUUUUCUCAACCCAUGGACAUGUGCUUUUUGAACUAUCACUAUCUUGGUCUCAGUUCAGUGAGGAUCCAUUGCCGCUCCUCUCAGGGUUUUUAAAGUUGACCCAUUUAGAUCUUAGGAGAGCUUAUAUUGGGCAGAAGAUAAACUUCGCGGCUGGCUGGUUCCCAGAUUUGAAGGUGAUGCGUUUGCGAGAUUUGCCAUGCGUCAAUGAAAUAUGCAUUGAUGAAGGAGCUUUGGGCCGCCUUGAAGAUAUUAUUAUCCAUAAACUUGUGGAACUUCGGGGCUUUCCUGAACAGCUAGAAUACCUCAAAUAUGCACACUUUUCUGGCUUGCAUCCUGAUAAUCAACAGCAAAGCUAG
Molecule: messenger RNA, 2685 nt
Organism: Lolium rigidum
Lineage: Eukaryota; Viridiplantae; Streptophyta; Magnoliopsida; Poales; Poaceae
Product: disease resistance protein RPM1-like
Exons: 1
Coding region: 1-2685 (894 amino acids)
Biological process (GO): defense response to other organism
Molecular function (GO): ADP binding
Source: RefSeq, a predicted model, not a curated record